This is a messenger RNA of Cadophora gregata, 1689 nucleotides long. RefSeq lists its product as uncharacterized. The coding region runs from base 1 to 1689 and encodes 562 amino acids. Lineage: Eukaryota; Fungi; Ascomycota; Leotiomycetes; Helotiales; Ploettnerulaceae. The record is from RefSeq and is a predicted model, not a curated record. The transcript has a single exon.
AUGAAGCUUACUCUCAUUCUUCUAGGCAUUUUGCCUCCGACUCUCGCUGCUCCUCCUGGAAAGCGAGCUGCAGCUCCAACUGUUGCCAUCGCCUCCCCUUCAGCAACAAUUAUCGGUUCCUCUAGCACCACGGUUGAGACCUUCAACGGUAUCCCGUUUGCGCAACCACCGGUCGGGCCUCUCCGUCUGAAGCCUCCUCAAGCACUCGCCGCUCCACUCGGCACUGUCGUCGCGACAGGAAUCCCUAAGUCAUGCCCUCAAAUGUUCUUCAGUAAUGAUGUCACUUCAACAUUGCCUACCGCCGUUCUUGGCCUGCUGCUGGAAACCCCUCUCUUCCAAACCGUUACCAAUGCUGGAGAAGAUUGUCUAACAAUCAAUGUCCAGCGGCCGGUUGGAACAACGGCCUCCUCCAAGCUUCCAGUACUCUUCUGGAUCUUCGGUGGAGGAUUCGAGUUGGGGUCCACUCUCAUGUACGAUGGGACGUCGCUGAUCAAAGAAUCAGUAGCGAACGGGCAGCCUAUCGUCUUUGUUGCUGUAAACUAUCGAGUUGGAGGAUUCGGCUUCAUGCCCGGGAAAGAGAUCCUUGCGGACGGAUCAUCCAAUCUGGGCUUGCUCGAUCAGAGACUUGGUCUCCAGUGGGUCGCCGAUAAUAUUGCGGCUUUUGGUGGUGACCCUUCCAAAGUCACGAUUUGGGGCGAAUCAGCUGGUGCCAUUUCAGUUUUGGAUCAAAUGGCGUUGUACGACGGAAACAAUAAAUACAAAGGCAAAGCCCUUUUCCGUGGAGCUAUUAUGAACUCUGGCAGUCUUGUUCCAGCAGCUCCAGUUGAUUGCCCGAAGGGACAAGCUGUAUACGAUAAAGUCGUUCAAACAGCCGGUUGUUCUUCGGCAACUUCGUCUUUGGAUUGUCUACGAGGACUAGAUUAUACAAAGUUCUUGAACGCAGCAAAUUCUGUUCCGGGACUCUUGAGUUAUUCUUCAGUGGCUUUAUCGUAUCUUCCUCGUCCUGAUGGCAAGGUCCUGACCGCAUCUCCGGACGUUUUGAUCGCCUCUGGUAGAUAUGCACCCGUGCCUUUUAUCAUUGGAGACCAAGAGGACGAGGGGACUAUUUUUGCCCUCUUCCAAGGCAACAUCAGCACCACCGCGCAAAUCGUCACCUAUUUGUCCAAGUACUUCUUCCCAGAUGCUACCACAACUCAACUCAACGGGCUCCUAUCAACAUACCCGGACGAUUGGUCUGCUGGGUCGCCAUUUGGAACACUGUUCCUGAAUGCCAUAUAUCCGCAGUACAAACGAUUAGCGGCUAUUCUUGGUGAUUUAACGUUCACGCUCACACGCCGCACAUUUCUCGCCACCCAUGCAUCCGUUUAUCCAAACGUGCCCUCGUGGUCUUACCUCGCAUCGUACAACUAUGGAACUCCAGUUCUAGGAACAUUCCAUGGCAGUGACAUCCUGCAAGUCUUCUACGGCAUCUACCCGAACUAUGCAUCAAGCUCCAUCCGUUCAUAUUACUUCAGCUUCGUAUACAAUCUGGACCCGAAUGUGGGGUCGUCAUACCGAAAUUGGCCCCAGUGGAGCGCAGGCAAGCAGCUGAUUCAAAUUUAUGCUACAGGGGCACUUCUUAUUGCGGACAAUUUCAGAUCCUCGAGUUACGAUUGGAUUGUGGCGAAUGUGGGGAGUUUGAAGAUUUGA